AUGUCAUUGGUAGGUACCCUGCACAAGGAAAGGUCUAACAGCCAGGUUCUUAGAUUCAGAUCCAAAGAUGGCGUGUUUCGCUUGAACACCAAUCAAGGUGCCAGCUUUGGCUCUGUGCUCGACCAAUUGGCCUCAAAGUUGCCCCCAUUUAAACCAGAAUCACUUAGAUUGGCCUCCAAUCCCGGUGAUCAAGGACAGUUGGCAUUGGAUAUCAAGGACCAAUCAGUACAAGGAUUAAAUCUCAAGCAUGGAGAUAUGCUCUAUCUGACUUACGAACCAGCUGAGGCCAGUAACUCAGUGAGUAUCAGCGAAGUCAAGACCACAAACACAGUCAAACAGCUACCCAUCGAUGACAUCUACGACAAAGAGGAAGGUCUCAUUCCAAGAAAAAGGACUUCACUCUGUAAGCAUACAGAUAAGGGGAUGUGUGAGUAUUGUUCGCCAUUGCCGCCUUGGGACAGAGGAUACCAGCAGGAACAUAAUAUCAAACAUAUUUCAUUCCAUGCUCAUAUCAACGAGCUCAACUCUUUGACGAACAGAAAAGAGUCAGGAUCAUCUUACAUCUCGCCACUUUCAGAGUCCAAUUUCAAGAUUAACAAGAAUUGUCCCGCGGGCCAUGAUCCUUGGCCAAAAGGAAUUUGUUCCAAAUGCCAGCCGUCCGCGGUCACUCUUCAGAGACAAAAUUUCAGAAUGGUGGACCAUGUGGAAUUCCAAGAUAGUGAAAUUAUCAACGAAUUUAUCAACGCCUGGAGAUUAUCCGGAACCCAGAGGAUUGGCCUCAUGCUCGGCUCAUAUGACAGGUACGAGAAAGUGCCUUUAGGAAUCAAAGCUAAGGUCGAGGCUAUAUAUGAGCUUCCACAGGUGGACCAAGAGGACGGCAUUAUACUACAAAACUGGGAAGAAGAAGAGCAGAUACUGUCUCUGAUCAGGAAACUAGAUCUGCAGCCGGUCGGCAUAAUUUUUACAGAUCUGCUUGACGCCGGAAGCGGGAAUGGAUCUGUGAUUUGCAAAAGACACAAGGACUCCUUCUUUCUCUCUUCCUUGGAGGCCAUUUUUGCUAUAAAGUGGCAACUCAAAUUUCCCAACAUAUGUAAAUGGUCAGACUCGGGGAUAUUCUCCUCCAAGUUCGUCACCUGCGUGAUCUCCGGGAACACCAGUGGCGAGAUCGACAUAGAAGCAUAUCAGAUUUCCGAGAGUGGAGAAGGCCUGGUCAAGGCUGAUUUGAUUAGCCCUUCCACACAUCCAAACGAGGUGUACAUCAACGAGCAGAACGACGAAAGAUAUGUUCCUGAGAUCUUUUACCAAAAAAUCAACGAGUACGGGUUACAAGUCAAACAACAUGCUACCCCUAGCUUCCCUGUUGAAUACCUGCUGGUUUCAUUGACUCACGGAUUUCCUGAACGGUCAUCGCCAUUUUUCAAAGCUGGUGCUACGAACAAGUUCCCUAUCGAAAACAGGUCCUAUAUUGGAGAAUCCGCCUCGAUGCCUAUCCUGAAGAACUAUUUGAGCUCUAUCAAUGGCGAUGACCUUAGCGUUUUGGCUACCCUUAUUAGCAAUUUCCAUUUGCUGGUAUAUUUUACGCUCAACCAAGAUAUUUUAAGCGGACAUGAAUACGAGCUGCUGGUGGAAAUUGUACGGAAGUUGGGCAAGGGCGAGGAGGUCCUGCCCGACUGCUACAAGCUGAUUGACAGCGACGGCUGGAGGACGCUUCAAACGAUCUUGCAAGUUGGCUACUAG
Molecule: messenger RNA, 1737 nt
Organism: Ogataea haglerorum
Lineage: Eukaryota; Fungi; Ascomycota; Pichiomycetes; Pichiales; Pichiaceae
Exons: 1
Coding region: 1-1737 (578 amino acids)
Biological process (GO): ubiquitin-dependent protein catabolic process
Cellular component (GO): nucleus
Molecular function (GO): ubiquitin protein ligase binding; ubiquitin binding
Source: RefSeq, a predicted model, not a curated record